CUCUCCUUGCCUGUGAAAUGGGGGGCAGCAACAUCCCCUCAGCCAGUGCACAACGAGUUUUCUGGAUUGGGGAGCGACAUAGCUAUGAACCAGGUCCUGAGAAAAGAGCUCCACGGUGUAAUCAACCGUGAUGGUGUUCUCUUCAUGAACAUGAGGGAUGCGCGAAAAUAUCAGCAACAGGUCUCACUCAAUAAUAUUCUAUGUUUAUUACCCCAGCCGCAGCUGUCUGCCGGAAGGCUUCGGAAACGCCUUGCACACAAGAUCGGCCCUCGUCCCACCGUCCACGGUCAAAUGGGCAUGGCAUGCGAAGAGUCGAGAGUUCUUUCUUUGCGGGGCAAGAAUUAAUUUGUUUCAGGGCAGAUGAUACCUUAUAAAAUAGCUACCCCACAUUCCUGGGAUCGAGUAGUAGAAGUAACUAUGUCAGUUAUACAACCUUAGGGUACUAUAGCCGCUCGGUCGAAACCAUCCGUGGUCCAUGGAAGCCCUACGAUUUGGGUUUGAAGAACCGUUACGUUGCUUAACAUGGCCGCCCUUUCAAACACCUGGCAUCGGGCCGAAGAUGAACCUAGGAUACGUGUUCGGUGCCCUGGAGCGCAGCAAGAGAGGCUCGGCACCGAUUAUCAGAUUGGAUUUUGACUUUCAUCAUGAACCAGCAAGCAUGGCUUGUGGUAGGUACCCGAGAGAUGGA
Messenger RNA from Blastomyces dermatitidis ER-3, 688 nucleotides. RefSeq lists its product as uncharacterized. The record is from RefSeq and is a predicted model, not a curated record. Bases 85 to 345 code for a protein of 86 amino acids. The transcript has 2 exons. NCBI's taxonomy places the organism in Eukaryota, Fungi, Ascomycota, Eurotiomycetes, Onygenales, Ajellomycetaceae.